This is a messenger RNA of Neoarthrinium moseri, 1065 nucleotides long. RefSeq lists its product as uncharacterized. NCBI's taxonomy places the organism in Eukaryota, Fungi, Ascomycota, Sordariomycetes, Amphisphaeriales, Apiosporaceae. The coding region runs from base 1 to 1065 and encodes 354 amino acids. The record is from RefSeq and is a predicted model, not a curated record. The transcript is spliced from 3 exons.
AUGAGUCGAUUCUACCACAGGAUUCAGUCUGAAGAGCAGAACUUCAGAGAACAGAAACAACUGAUCGAAGUCGAGAUUGCAGACACUGUUCUCACCAUCAUCGAGGCCCGAGAGAACGCCAAGAAGGGCUCUGACGAUUCGAUCCGAACUAAACUUGCCAUAUGUGCCGAUGUCUUCAUUUCUCUGAGAGGCGACACCAAUGCGCUCAAGGCUAAGGAUCACUUGAUCAGCCUCAACCGCCUCACUGGAACGGUUACUCAGCCCAAGAAAGACGUUAUUUGGCCGCCUGCAUUCAUUAACAAGGAGUACACAGUCAUCAUGGCUCAGAAGGACACCCACAAGAAGCUCCACGUAAUCUCACGUGACGAUCCUGGUGAUGCGCCCAAUUUCCCGCACGACCAGUCCUCGGCCUUUACGCUUCGUCACUUCUUGUGCUCGCAGAACUUGGCCGAGAACAAGACCAACGCUGCGUGGGCUCUCUACUGCGCUCCCGUUGCCUUCCUGUCGCACGAGGCUCGAGUUGAUUGGCACCGUACAAUUGGCCACAAGAGCCGAUUCUUCGCGACCGUCCCAGAGUUUCUGGCCUACGCCAAGGCCCAACUAACCGGUCAGCGUCCGAAGGAGUUCGCCGCAUGUAUUCUUACUCCUUGGUUCUUUGGUCAGCAAGAGAUCGCCGCCCUGGCCCGUCAGAAGGACCAGGCCAUCCCCACUGCUUGGGAGAAGAGAGCCUUCCGAGCAGGAAUGAUGAUGGUCGUCGUCCGUGAUCAGAAGUUUCGCGGACAUGUGUACUACAAGGUCAUCCUGUUCAAGCCCGCUGCUCCUCAUUACACUCUCGCCCAGGAACCUGCAGCACGGCGUAGUAUUCAGGACCAAUGGAUUGAGGAUCUCAAGAAGAGUACCAAGGAGUGCUUGGGUGCCAUAUCUGGAGACUGGAUCGGAGGUAUCCUCAAGCACCGUGACGAGGGACCUAAGGACCGCAAUGUCAAGCCGGACUCUGUAGAGCUUUCAAGCGCAUUCAUCACAGAGAUCAUUGAGCAGCCCGGAAGCUUGCCUACUCAGCCUUAG